AUGAGGUCCCUAACCUUACUUCCCGGCCUCAUUCUCGCCGCUGCCGCUCUUCCACGUCAGAAUUUCGAUAUUCAGUCCAGUCUCCUUACCGAUCCAACAAAGUUAGCUGGCAAAACCUUCGACUAUGUUAUUGCUGGUGGAGGCUUGACUGGUUUGACGGUUGCAGCCCGACUCAGUGAGAACUCCAACAUCACCGUCCUCGUUAUAGAAAGCGGCUUUUACGAAUCGGACAAGGGGCCCAUUAUCGAAGACCUUAACGAAUAUGGCAAGGCUUUCGGUACUUCCGCCGAUCACAGUUUCGAAACUGUCACGCUUGCGAUUCAUAACCGGACUGAGCUCAUUCGAUCAGGCAAUGGCUUAGGAGGAUCAACUUUGGUCAAUGGAGGUUCUUGGACACGUCCACACAAAGCACAACUUGAUGCCUGGGAAAGUGUGUUUGGUAUGGAAGGAUGGAACUGGGACAGUCUGCUUCCGUAUAUGAAGAAGAUUGAAAACAUCCGUCCCCCGACUGCUGAGCAGAUCGCUGCCGGGCACCACUUCGAUGCCAGCUGCCACGGCAUGAACGGCACUGUUCACGUUGGUCCCCGAGACACAGGAGAGAGCUUUUCUCCGAUGAUCAAGAGUCUCAUGAGUACUGGAGAGGCAAUGGGUAUUCCCGUUCAGAAGGACCUGGGCUGUGGUAUUCCCCAUGGUAUCUCGAUGCUUCCCAACAGUCUGCAUGAGGAUCAAACUCGGUCGGACGCUGCCCGCGAGUGGCUUCUUCCAAACUACAAGCGGAAAAAUCUGAAAGUCUUGACUGGUCAGAUGGUCGGACGUGUCUUGUUCAACAAGAACUCCUCUACUCCCAAGGCCUCUGGAGUGAACUUUGGAACUCACAAAAACGUCAACUUUAACGUCUAUGCUCGACAGGAAGUGCUGUUAGCUGCUGGAUCGACCGUUUCACCACAGAUCCUUGAGCACUCUGGCAUUGGCCUCAAGUCUACCCUCGACAAUGUUGGCAUCGAACAGCUCAUUGAACUGCCAGUUGGUCUCAACCUUCAAGAUCAAACCACCACGAAUGUCCGAUCCAGGAUCAAACCGAAUGGUGAAGGUCAGGGUCAGGCUGCCUACUUUGCGACUUUCAAUGAGACUUUCGGCGAUGAAGCCCCUCGUGCACACGAGCUUCUGAACACAAAGCUGGAAGAAUGGGCCCACGACGCUGUCUCCCGCGGUGGUUUCCACAAUGAGACCGCACUCCUGAUUCAAUACCAGAGCUACCGUGACUUACUUAUCAACACUGAUGUCUCCUUUUCUGAGAUCUUCCUGGACACAGCUGGUAAAUUAAGCUUUGAUCUUUGGGACCUCCUCCCAUUCACCCGCGGCUAUGUGCACAUCAUGGACAGUGACCCUUAUAUUCGUCGCUUUGCCUACGAUCCCCAGUACUUUUUGAAUGAACUUGACCUACUCGGUCAAGCUGCGGCUUCAAAGCUGGCUCGAAGUCUUGCCAACACAGGAGAAAUGACCCAGUACUUUGACGGCGAGACUAUUCCUGGAGACAACCUGGCUUACAAUGCUACACUCGAUGAGUGGAUGGAUUAUGUCAAACAGAAUUUCCGUGCCAACUAUCACGGUGUCGGUACUUGCUCUAUGAUGACCAAGGAGCUGGGUGGUGUUGUGGACGCAACCGCUCGUGUUUACGAUGUUGAGGGUCUUCGUGUUAUUGAUGGUUCAAUCCCUCCAACUCAGUUGUCUUCUCAUGUCAUGACUGUCUUUUAUGGAAUGGCCGAGAAAAUUGCCGAGGCUAUUCUUUCUGACUAUCAUAGCCAGUCUGAGUAA
Molecule: messenger RNA, 1815 nt
Organism: Penicillium nucicola
Lineage: Eukaryota; Fungi; Ascomycota; Eurotiomycetes; Eurotiales; Aspergillaceae
Product: GMC family oxidoreductase
Exons: 1
Coding region: 1-1815 (604 amino acids)
Molecular function (GO): flavin adenine dinucleotide binding; oxidoreductase activity, acting on CH-OH group of donors
Source: RefSeq, a predicted model, not a curated record